CUACCAUAAGUGUUCAGUUGAUUAGAUAUAAAUAUGUUCUUAUUUGAACCCUUGAUCUAAGCUGUCUUCUAUUUAUUAGGAAUUCUUUUUGUGUGUUGAAAUAUUUUCAAGAUCAACGUGUUUUACCUGCAGGAAUAUAGUAUCGUUCAUAAUAAUAUCAUCUUAAGACUUGACUUUCAUGAAAAUAGUAUACAAAAAGAUGAAUAUAGGUUAUGUUAAGUGUAAAGCAAAUGUAGGAUAUAAUCAUUUUCAAACGGUUAACAACCUUCAGUAUCUUACCUCUUAAUAAUAUCUGAUAUUAAAGUGCAUCAGUAAACAUAGCUUUGUUUUUGAUACUGUCAUGGAGACUGAAAAAUAUAAAUUUGAAACAGAAACAAUUUCUGAUACGAACGAAGAUGUAAAGGAGGAAGUGCGGGUUCAAUGGGCGAACAAAGCAGAAUUUGCUUUAUCAUGUAUUGGAUUUUGUAUUGGACUAGGAAAUGUUUGGAGAUUUCCGUACCUAUGCUAUAAAAAUGGAGGGGGGGCAUUUCUGAUACCAUACCUGCUCACUGCACUUUUUGCAGGGCUGCCAAUGUACUUUAUGGAACUAGCGUUGGGACAAUGGUUAAGUAUUGGUGGGCUAAGCGUAUGGAAAAUAACCCCCAUUUUCAAAGGAGUUGGUUAUGCUUCAGCUGUAAUGGCCGCCUGGUUGAAUUGCUAUUAUAUCGUCAUUUUGGCCUGGGCAGUAUACUACCUCUUCCGAUCUUUUACAUCCAUCCUACCUUGGUCCACAUGCGAUAAUGAGUGGAACACUGCAAGUUGUAUUGCAAAGUACCAGAAACUUGCUAACUGUACGAAUGGAACAACUUGGACAGUAGGCAUGAACAUGUCUUCCAAUAUGUCUGAAUGCUCAACAAAUGCGCUAAAUUCUACUUCACCUGUAAGAGAAUUCUGGGAACGCCACGUACUGCAGAUAAGUUCAGGUGUGGAUGAGCCCGGUGACAUCAGAUGGCAACUUGCUUUAUGCUUGCUUCUGAUUUGGGUUCUGUGCUAUUUCUGUAUAUGGAAAGGAGUCAAAUGGACGGGAAAGGUAGUAUAUUUUACUGCAACAUUUCCAUACAUCUUACUGAUAGUUCUACUCAUUAGAGGUGUGACGUUACCAGGAGCAAGUGAAGGCAUCAAGUUCUAUUUAUUACCUGAUAUCAACAAGUUAAGAGAUUCAAAGGUAUGGAUAGAUGCUGCAACUCAGAUAUUUUUCUCUUAUGGAUUGGGCUUAGGUUCACUGAUAGCCCUUGGUAGCUACAAUAAAUACAAUAAUAAUGUAUACAGAGAUGCCUGUAUGAUAUCGGUAUUGAACAGUUUUACAAGUAUGUUUUCUGGAUUUGUAAUUUUCUCAGUUGUUGGAUUUAUGGCACAUGAACAAAAUAAACCAGUAUCAGAAGUAGCUGCGUCAGGUCCUGGUCUAGCGUUUCUGGCGUAUCCGAGUGCUGUUAUCCAGCUUCCGUUAUCACCACUCUGGGCUUUUCUAUUUUUCCUGAUGAUAAUCAUGCUGGGAAUGGAUAGUCAGUUUUGUACAAUGGAAGGAUUUUUCACAGCUAUUAUUGACGAAUUUCCACAUCAUUUCCGCAAACGACGAGAAUUAUUUAUAGGAUUUGUAUGCUUCAUUUCAUACCUCAUUGGACUCUCUAUGAUAUCAGAGGGAGGGAUGUAUGUAUUUCAACUGUUUGACUACUAUUCUGCUAGUGGAUUAUGUCUUCUUACACUGAUAUUCUUUGAGUGUAUUGCUGUUGGAUGGGGCUAUGGUGUAAAUAGGUUUUUUGAAAACCUAAAGAGUAUGUUUGGAUACUAUCCAAGUGUAUUUUUCAAGUUUUCAUGGGUUGUAUCGACACCUGCUCUCAGUUUGGGAAUUUUAAUCUUUUCAUUGGUGAAAUUUGAACCUGUCAAAUACCUCGAGUAUUCCUACCCGUCAUGGGCUCAUGUUAUAGGAGCAUUUAUGGCUUUGUCGUCUGUCUCUAUAAUUCCAAUAUACAUGGUGUAUAAGUUUGCUACUACUCCAGGAACUUUUAAACAGCGUAUGAAGCUGUUGUUUAGACCUGAUAUAGAGUUACCUGGUGAACUAGGUCCACCACCUUCUUACACUGCUGUUACAACUAUUAUAGAACGGAAUCAUAUUCUUUAAUCAUAUAAAAUUAUUUCAAAUAUUUUCCAAGACCACUUUUAUAUUAUGCUUAGUUUAUGAGGCAAUUUAUGAUACAUUGUAUUUGUACGAAUCUAUUCAAUAACAAAUUAAUAACUCAAUAAUUGUAGUUUAAUAAAUGUUUGAUCUGUAUUAUGUUUUAAUACAAUUUAAUAACAAUUGAUCAAGAACAUCCAUUCAUUUUAACAAUGCAAGAACCAAACAAUAUCCUAAAUUGAGGUAAAUUAUAUGGCCUUCCAAAUACCCAUCUAUCCCAAACAUCACUGACGAGACAUUAAUUGUCGAAAUCCGGACAUGGUGUAAAAACAUAUAAAUAAAAAAUUAAGCACAUAUUGUUUGUGGUUUACCAUCUUUGCCACAAAUUUAUUGUAUCCUGUUUGAUAUCAAAUUAAUAUAAAGAUCUGUUUUGUUG
This is a messenger RNA of Mytilus trossulus (common blue mussel), 2588 nucleotides long. RefSeq names its product sodium- and chloride-dependent GABA transporter 1-like. The record is from RefSeq and is a predicted model, not a curated record. Gene Ontology annotation, molecular function: gamma-aminobutyric acid:sodium:chloride symporter activity. The transcript is spliced from 13 exons. Gene Ontology annotation, cellular component: plasma membrane; neuron projection. NCBI's taxonomy places the organism in Eukaryota, Metazoa, Mollusca, Bivalvia, Mytilida, Mytilidae. The coding region runs from base 341 to 2158 and encodes 605 amino acids. Gene Ontology annotation, biological process: sodium ion transmembrane transport.